AUGGCUCGUCUUCUCAUCAAGACGCUUACUACCUUGCUACUCUUUCAUUCAUGCUCAACGUUCAACCUAUACCCGCCCGUGAACUCGGAUAAGUUAUCCAAGGCUUUGAAUAUCUCCACGGAAUGCUUCGCUGCUCUGCACGUACCUUGGAUCCUUCACUUCACUCCCAAUGCAAGAAGACUAACACUAUAUUCUAGUAACCAGUCCCUGCCAGAUUGUGACCAAACACUUUUUGGAAUGGUUGGAGACUUUGAAAACUUUUGGUGGGAAGAAGACAACGUCACCACCUUGUGUAAUGGCAACUGCCCUCAGGCCACUUCCGACUGGAGACUCAACGUCUUCGAUGCUUGUUAUGGCGAGUAUAUUUCUGCCUACGGGAAACUGGUUCCCGCCAAUUCAGUCAGCGAUCGUUUCUAUGACAGCCUCAACAUUGCCUGUCUGCCAUCUGGUUCUGAUGACUUUUCCUGGUGUCUCACAGAAUCCCAACAAUGGGUAGGCUCUGAUAUUGUUCGCCCCGACUGCAACGCCAAUCCGUCUGCGCCGUCUUGCGGCGGCAACGUCUCGGCUAUACCUGAUAGUUCACAACGCAUGGCAAAUCUCUACGGUGACGAUAUUCUAUGUAACCAAUGCUUUAUAGAGAUGCUCUAUUCCCGGGUCACUUCAAGCUUACUAAGUAACGAGGACCACUCGGACUAUCUCGUGGACCAACUCCAGGAUGUGGCAGAUAUAUGCAGCACACAGCUCCGCGACUUUACGGUCAGGGCUGUACCGACAUACGCCCCAGCACCACCGGUGACUUCUAUACCAACCACGACAACUUCAGGGGGGACGGCACCUGCCGCUACCACUUGUGCUGGCCAGGCAGUGAACACCGGCUCUGGCUGUGAUGCUCUGUCUACCAAGUAUAGGGUUGCUACGGGUGACCUACUGGCCAUCAUCAACAGCAGUACUUGUCAGAUCUCUAGCACCGUGUGCCUGCCGGCGGCUUGCACCUUGCAACGUCUCACCGGCUCUCAGACAUGUGAUACACUUGCCGCGAGUCUAAAGGUAACUACCGUCCAGUUCCUGAGCUGGAAUCCCAACAUUAUUGGACUAUGUGACAGUCUUACCGUCGGACAAUACAUAUGUGUUAGUGCUCCCGGCACGAAUAGCUCCUACGCUCUGCCGCCGCCCCCUUUGGGUUCUGCCGCCAAUGCCGGCAACCAGCAGAGGGGCGGCGCCGGCGGUGUAGUCACCCCGUCCACUACGGUCCUGGGCACGCUCACCAACCCGGCAUCACAAGGAUCCAUCUCGGCGCCUUCGCCGACCCAGGAUGGUCUGGCCAAGAAUUGCAACAACUAUGCUAGUGCCAAAGCUGGGGAUACUUGUUUUGACUUUGUCAAGAACAAUGGGAUAAGCGCCGACAAGUUCUACUCGUGGAAUCCCGUCCUGGGCUCUAAUGGCGUCGACUGCUCGACCAAGUUCUGGGCCAACGAGUACUAUUGCAUUGGGACGCAAACGACCUCCUCCACUGCACCGGGACCGACGCAGUCGGGCAUCGUGUCCAACUGCGCCAAAUACGCCAUGGCGCAAACCGGAGACGUCUGCUCUGUAUUCGCCUCGCGGAACGGCAUCUCCACCACGCAGCUGUACAGUUGGAACGCCGUCCUGGGCAGCAGCGGCCAAAACUGCGGCACCUCCCUCUGGGCAAACGAGUACUAUUGCGUCGGCACCUCGGCCGCGGCUGCUGUCACCACGACAAAGUCCACGACGACGACGACCAAACCUGCAGCCGUUACUGCGCCGGGGCCUACCCAGUCUGGGAUAUCGACAAAGUGUAACAAGUACGCCGCAGCCAUUAGUGGAGAUACUUGUGGUGCGUUUGCGGCUCGCAACGGCAUAACGACGGCAAAUCUAUAUGCGUGGAACACAGUCUUGGGGCCGAAUGGUAGUCAAUGCGCGUCGUCCUUGUGGGCAAACGAGUAUUACUGCAUCGGUGUAAGCACUUGA
Molecule: messenger RNA, 1989 nt
Organism: Pestalotiopsis fici W106-1
Lineage: Eukaryota; Fungi; Ascomycota; Sordariomycetes; Amphisphaeriales; Sporocadaceae
Exons: 6
Coding region: 1-1989 (662 amino acids)
Source: RefSeq, a predicted model, not a curated record